AUGGUGCAAGAAGCAUUUUCAUGCUUGAAAUACCGUUCAAAAUUGGAAGUUCCUGCUUCCCCACUAAAUAAAUUUUUAUUUUGAGUUAUCAGGAGUACUAAUAUCUUCCUGAAAAAGAAAACUAACUCCCCCGUUUAAAUAUGGUGUGACUUAAAAGUAUAUAGGCCCAAUCACACUUAAAUCAUCCUACUGAAGAGGUUGGCACGUUAAAAACUAAUUAUAUAAGAUUAUGGUUUCUAAAAAUGCUUAAAUUGCUAUAAUAAAUUUAUUUAAUUUAAUUUAAGUUCUACUUUUAAUUAAUAUGGGGAUUAUUAAUAUAUAAUUAUAAUUCCACAAAGCAAACCGAUUUCCAGAAACUAAAAGAAGCAAAGCUAAAUGAGCAAAUAAUCUUUUCCUAA
Messenger RNA from Blepharisma stoltei, 398 nucleotides. The record is from the annotation of a GenBank genome assembly. Lineage: Eukaryota; Ciliophora; Heterotrichea; Heterotrichida; Blepharismidae.